AUGACUCUGGGAAAGAUUUUGAAAUACCUGGUUCUAUUAACUGGAUGUUUUGCGUUGGUGUUCGGAGACCCUCAGGCAUGUACAUACACAGAAACAACCAAUUCCUACGAAUGUAAUGCACAUAACUGGGCUCUACCUCUGCAACUGACACAGUUCAACAACACGCCACAAGUGCUCUCCCUGGUACAGGUAAAUGGCGAGCUCCCAUCGUCUGCCCCGAGCGGGCCAACAUUUGAUGGAUUUGAAGGGAUCGACAACUCAACCUUUGACACCAACUAUGUUCCCAGUCUCCACAUCAGAUGUGCUAGCACCGGCCAACUUAUCCUUACUUCCGGUUCUUUCUCAAACAUGUCCUAUAUUAAAGAACUAAGAUUUUUUGACUGCAUGAUUCUAAAUCUUGCUGAUACGGUUUUUAGCGAACUCGUGGAAUUGAACUAUCUAAGCUUUGAUGGAGGAUCAGUUAGCAACAUAGGUUUUGACGCUUUCCUUGGUUUGAACAUCUAUCCUAUGGACGUUCCAAACCCCAUGGGUGCUCUUGCCUUCAGGAACGCACAAAUAACGUCUUCUGGGCUUCCGAACGGUGCACUUUACAAUUUAGUAAACAUAACAAAACUGAUUAUAGAAAACUCUGCUUUGCGCGUGCUGCAACCCGACAUGUUCAAGAAAUCGACAAAACUUACCUACAUUUCGCUGGACAAAAACCCAUUUACAAAAAUCACUGAAGGUUUGUUCGCGGACCUUCCCGCUCUGACUGUUGUGAGCAUGCGCAGUAUCAGUUGGGAUUGCACGUGCCCACAGCUUUGGUUUGAAGAUUAUUUCACAACAAACAACAUAUCGAUGAUUGGUGACAUUAUAUGUGACACUCCGUCUGAUUAUUACAACAAACGUUCGAAACAGUACGACCUGGAGACUUGUGUCCAACCAGAUGCUUGCGGAGAUGUUCCUGGGAUUGCAAAUGGAGAGACCUGUGUCACCUACUGGGACAUAACAGCUUACUGCCUCCACCCUUUCGCCGUUGUCAUGGCUGCUGUUGCCCUGGGUUUAUCCAUCUACACCAGACGGCAGCUUGAUUUCGUCAAGGAAGACCGUCAGGGAACACGGCCUCAGUUGGGCCUCCGCAAAUUAAGUGGCUCUGGAUGGAAGGGUGUCGUCAGCGAAAAGCCUACUGGCGGCCGCACCAAAGUAACGCCGAAAUCACUCGCAAAGGAGAAAGACAAACAGGGCGACAAUAACCCGAAGAAACUAAACGAGAAACAAAACAACGAUAGUAGUACUGAAAAGGAAACUAACAAUAAUGGAGAGACCUCAAAAUUAGAAAGCAAGGAUAAGUCUGACGUCAUACAAAAUACUGACGUGGAACUGUAG
Molecule: messenger RNA, 1365 nt
Organism: Ylistrum balloti
Lineage: Eukaryota; Metazoa; Mollusca; Bivalvia; Pectinida; Pectinidae
Product: reticulon-4 receptor-like 2
Exons: 3
Coding region: 1-1365 (454 amino acids)
Cellular component (GO): plasma membrane
Molecular function (GO): protein binding
Source: RefSeq, a predicted model, not a curated record